Molecule: messenger RNA, 2724 nt
Organism: Rhinolophus ferrumequinum (greater horseshoe bat)
Lineage: Eukaryota; Metazoa; Chordata; Mammalia; Chiroptera; Rhinolophidae
Product: transcription factor SPT20 homolog
Biological process (GO): regulation of transcription by RNA polymerase II
Cellular component (GO): SAGA complex
Molecular function (GO): transcription coregulator activity
Source: RefSeq, a predicted model, not a curated record
AUGCGAAAAGCUUUAGAAGGAGCUUUGGAUCGUGCGGAGUAUGUCAUUGAAAGUGCCCGACAGAGACCUCCUCCACGGAAAGACUCCUCUAGUGGGGGAAGAUCUCUCCAUGAAAAACUGUAUGACAUAUAUGUUGAAGAAUGUGGAAAAGAGCCCGAGGUUACGGAGGAAUUAAUAAGCAAUGUGAACUUGUUAGAGAAGCUUCUGAUGAGGGAGUCAUUGUCGUGUUUAGUGGUCAACCUGUACCCAGGAAAGGAGGGCUAUUCGCUGAUGCUCAAGGGAUUAGAUGGCUCUUAUUCAGAGACCAUUCGCUUGCCUUACGAAGAAGGGGAACUGCUUGAAUACUUGGAUGCAGAAGAAUUACCUCCUGUUUUGUUGGAUCUCCUGGAAAAAUGUCCGGUUAACAUGUUUCACAGUGGGUGUGUCAUAGCAGAAAUACGGGACUAUAGGCAGUCCAGUAAUACGGAAGGCCCGGGUUACCAAAGCAGGCAUAUUCUCUUACGUCCCACGAUGCAGACGUUAGCCUGCGACGUAGAGUCCAUUACCAGCGAUAACCAGAAAUGGACCCAGGAAGACAAACUGUUGCUUGAGAGCCAGCUGAUCUUAGCGACAGCUGAACCACUGUGUCUUGAGCCUUCUGUAUCGGUGGCCUGCACUGCAAACAGGCUGCUGUAUAACAAGCAAAAGAUGAACACUUACCCAAUGAGAAAGAGCUUGAAGCGGUAUUCUGCAGCCUCCCUGAGUCGGCAGCAAAAGCUGCCUCCUCAGCCAUCACCUCCUGAGCUAAGAGUAUUGACUUCUUGCAAAAAAAGCAAAGAAAGUAAAGCAGGCCUCAGGAUUUCCGAAGCAGGAAAUUGUGUAGAUACGUGGAAACAGCGACCCUGUGACUUGGAGGUCCCUUCUGAAGUGGACGUGGAGAAAUAUGCUAAAGGGGGGAGGUCUGUCAAAUAUGAUGACACAGAACCGACAGUCUGGCCAGCCCAGGAGUCCGACGAUGCUUCUCUAUUUGGAUGUGAAGCUGGCGAUCGGUCCCAGACGACCAAGCUGACCUUCGUGCAGCCGCUCAGUGAUUCACUUUUCUAUGGACAAAGCAAGUCACGUCAAGAAGCCACAUGUGAGACACCGCUGUCUCACCCACACUCUUCCCCAGAUGACCAUUCAAAUAGUUUGAUGCCUGCAUUAAAGACUGAUGCUGGCAAGGUAGUCGGUGGGUCCGAGGAAUUGCUACAGAAGAACACUGAACGUCCAGUCCAGACGUCACUCAGCUCCAGUGGCUCAGCCAGUCUCAGCCAACUUUCUCCAGGGAAAGAAGCAGAACAGCCUCAGGCCACAUCAUCAGUACUGGGGAAGGGAGUGAAACACAUACCUCCAGCCACCAGACUUCCCUGGAGCUCCGGAAAGAGUUCCUCAGGUAACAGUUUCACUCCACAGCAGGCAAGCCCCUUUCCUAAACCUCCAUUUCCUGCUCCUGCGUCCGAGGCACCAGGUCUUGCCCAGAAAUCGUCUGUGGAAGUGAACCCAGUCAGCACACUCCCUGCAGCCACGCUGUUCCCUGCCAGCUCAUCACUAAGAGCCCUGGUCACCCAGGUCAAGGCCAACUAUGCUGGCCUCAAAGUCAUCAAAGUGGUGAGUCCUGUUGUUGGAACCCAGACUGUGGUGAGACGUUCCAACCCAGUGCAGCGCUCUACCGUUGGGGCCAGGGAUCCUUCAGGCGUGAACGCCAGCAGGCUGUCCUCAGGAGGCCAGCCACCAAAUGCACAGUCCGCUGCACCGCAGGCUCCUUCUCCAACGGGUGCACAGUAUAUUUUAAAACCCGCUUCAGAUCUCAGGCCCUUAACUCUACUCCAGGUCCCACCAGGUUCAGUCAUUUUGAACACCCAGCAGCAGGCCCGGCAGCCACAGCAGUGGCUAUGUCAGGUGAUUCCAGGGCAACAACAUCAGUGGCCCUCCACUUCUCAUUGUCAGCAGCCAGUGUCGCAGGGUUCAAGUGCACAAGAUUCAACCCGUCAAAACCCAGCCUCAUCUGCUCAGCACGCUGUUGUCGUCAACCUCAGUGAAAUGGGAAGAGGCCGAGGCCGCAUUCUGCAGGCCCGGGCCACCGUGUUCAGCAGCAGCAGCAGCAGCAGCAGCAGCAGCAGCAGCAACAAGAGCAGCAGCAGCAGCAGCUGGGCCUGGGCCGCGCAUGCCCCCAGCAGUCGCGCGCUCACUGGCCUGACGACCGUUACGUGCCUGUGUGUGCACGAGGCCGCGUGCUGCGUCGGAUACCUCACGUGCUCCUCUGCUUCUGUCUCGCGACUUCCGGUCACUCCUCGCGCCAUCUUGCGCGAGGAGGUGACGCACCUGGGUGAGAGUCCCAGCGAGGUCGGUGCUGGACAGAGAUCGGUGCGCAGCAGUGUGUCUCUCGGUGUGGCACAGUGUGACUGUCAGUGUGGGACACUGAGUCCCGGUGCGGGACAGUGCGAGGCCCUGUCCAGGACAGAUUCGAGGCCCUGUCCAGGACAGAGUGAGAUCGGCACGCGACAGAGCGAGGCCCAGUUCGGGACAGUUCGAGGCCCUGUCCAGGACGCAGCGAAAUCGGUACCAGGCAGUCCCGGGGCGGGACAGUGCAAAUCCCGGUGCGGGAUAGUGCGAGUCCCUGUCCAGGACAGAGCGAGAUCGGUGCGUCAGCGCGACGCCCGGUGCGAGACAGAUCGAGAUCUCUGCGGGCCAGAGAAAGACUGGUGA